Messenger RNA from Ogataea philodendri, 408 nucleotides. RefSeq lists its product as uncharacterized. Gene Ontology annotation, molecular function: RNA binding. NCBI's taxonomy places the organism in Eukaryota, Fungi, Ascomycota, Pichiomycetes, Pichiales, Pichiaceae. The record is from RefSeq and is a predicted model, not a curated record. Gene Ontology annotation, cellular component: nucleolar ribonuclease P complex; ribonuclease MRP complex. Gene Ontology annotation, biological process: rRNA processing; intronic box C/D snoRNA processing; nuclear-transcribed mRNA catabolic process, RNase MRP-dependent. The transcript has a single exon. The coding region runs from base 1 to 408 and encodes 135 amino acids.
AUGGAGGACUAUAAGUUAGUGAAACACGCUGCUCCACGCAAAUAUUCGUACAACGACUCAAAAACAGUGAUCCAUGUCAAGUCGUCCACGCCGUUUAUGUCUGCGGUGAAACGGAUCGACAAGACUUUUGGCUACUAUGACUCAAAGUACACCAAGAAGGGAAAACCCAUCCCCAACGAGAACAAAAACGUGGGCUACAUUACGGUGCGCGGAAUGGGAAAGACCAUUCUCAAGGUGAUGAACCUGGCGUUGUACUUUGAGCAUGAACAGAACCGCAAAGUGGAGGUGUUUACAAAAACCCUGACGGUUCUGGACGAGUUGAAAAGCACAAACAAAGACAAGGACGAUGUUUUCCAAAAAAGACAAGUGAGCUGUGUGGAGUUGCGCAUCCAUUUUACCAAAUCAUAG